AUGGGAAAGGUUCUAAAAACCCUUUACGGAAGUAAUCUUGAUUGCAACACCUUUGACGAUGUCUUCCGGAUCUCCAGCCAAGUGUUCCAAAUUGAGCACAAGCUAUCAGAAGUGAAGAGGAAUCUCCCACACACUAUGCAGCUGGUGAAUGCGCGCGAUAUCCAGUCCAAGGAGACGCUCACGGGCAACCUUUUAUGUGUCACAAAAUUCCGAGUCAUCCUUACACUCAGAUACCACAAUACACGAAUCCUCACUCACCGGCCGUUGCUCCAAAAGUACCUCGAUAUGUUGAGCCACCAUCCCGCAGGGUCGACUGGCUCACCGUUAGCCGAGCCGCUUCGACAGGUGGGGGUGAAUAGCCUUCGAAUUUGUACCCAGUCCGCAACCAGCAUCGUCGAGUUGAUGGCGCAUGUGCUGUCGUCCAAAGAGAACCGGGCACUACUCGGAGCUUGGUGGUUUUCUCUCUACUACGUUUUCAACUCUGCUCUCGUGCUGUAUUCUGGAUUCUUAAUCAAGCUCUACUCUGAAUGCCACCCUGAUACAAUUUCGCUUGGUGACAUCGAAUUCAAUCGCAGCCACCUCCACCAAGCUAUUGAGUGUUUAACCUCUUUGGAUGACGGAAACGUCAUGGCCGAUAAAUGUGCUCGAUACACAAUGAAGCUAGAUCGCGUCCUAGACGUCAUACAGAACGGAUACGGGACGAUCAAUGAGGGAAGUUUGACUUCGCACCAGGCGGUCGGACAUAUAGCGGCUCUGAUGGGCCCGUCUCCCUUCGACCCGGGCCAUACACCAACCGGAUUUGAUCUAAGCGAGUUCAUGGUACCCGCAGAUCUAGACUUUUGA
This is a messenger RNA of Parascedosporium putredinis, 843 nucleotides long. NCBI's taxonomy places the organism in Eukaryota, Fungi, Ascomycota, Sordariomycetes, Microascales, Microascaceae. The record is from the annotation of a GenBank genome assembly.